This is a messenger RNA of Ictidomys tridecemlineatus (thirteen-lined ground squirrel), 3260 nucleotides long. RefSeq names its product Scm polycomb group protein homolog 1 (gene Scmh1). The record is from RefSeq and is a predicted model, not a curated record. Gene Ontology annotation, biological process: negative regulation of DNA-templated transcription. Gene Ontology annotation, cellular component: nucleus. Gene Ontology annotation, molecular function: histone binding; chromatin binding. Lineage: Eukaryota; Metazoa; Chordata; Mammalia; Rodentia; Sciuridae.
AUGGAGAAAAUAACAUACAGAGAAAUUGGCUUGUCAGAAGUCAGAGCAAGAUUUUGGCGGAUCCAGGGAUAAAUCCCAAACCUCAUAACUCCUUAAGCAGUCUUUAGUUCAUUGAUUAUGCAGCCUAGUGUAAUAAACUGGAAUGAAGUUAGAAAAUACAAAUAUGGUCACCUAUCAGAGUCUGCAUCCCAAUAUCAAGCAUCUAGUGCUUUUUGCAUGGCCCAAAGGGGCCCUGUGCUGCUCCACUGCAGAGGAAACUUCAAGAAAUGCUGGUUUGCUACAGUGUUUUAGCUUGUGAGAGUCUCUGGGACCUUCCCUGCUCCAUCAUGGGGUCACCUCUAGGUCAUUUUACCUGGGACAAAUACCUAAAAGAAACAUGUUCAGUCCCAGCGCCUGUCCAUUGCUUCAAGCAGUCCUACACACCUCCAAGCAACGAGUUCAAGAUCAGCAUGAAAUUGGAAGCACAGGACCCCAGGAACACCACAUCCACAUGUAUUGCCACAGUAGUUGGACUGACAGGUGCCCGCCUCCGCCUGCGCCUUGAUGGUAGUGACAACAAGAAUGACUUCUGGCGGCUGGUUGACUCAGCUGAAAUCCAGCCUGUUGGGAACUGUGAGAAGAAUGGGGGUAUGCUUCAGCCACCUCUGGGAUUUCGGCUGAAUGCCUCCUCUUGGCCCAUGUUCCUUUUGAAGACGCUAAAUGGAGCAGAGAUGGCUCCCAUCAGGAUUUUCCACAAGGAGCCACCAUCACCUUCCCACAACUUCUUCAAAAUGGGAAUGAAGCUGGAAGCUGUAGACAGGAAGAAUCCUCAUUUCAUUUGUCCAGCCACUAUAGGGGAGGUUCGGGGCUCAGAGGUGCUUGUCACUUUUGAUGGGUGGCGAGGAGCCUUUGAUUACUGGUGCCGCUUCGACUCCCGGGACAUCUUUCCUGUGGGCUGGUGUUCUUUGACUGGAGACAAUCUACAGCCUCCUGGCACCAAAGUUGUGAUUCCAAAGAAUCCCUUCCCUGCGUCUGAUGUGAACACUGAGAAGUCCAGCAUCCACAGCAGCACCAAAACUGUCUUGGAGCAUCAACCAGGGCAGAGGGGGCGUAAACCAGGAAAGAAGCGGGGUCGAACACCCAAGACCCUUAUUUCCCAUCCCAUCUCUACCCCAUCCAAGUCAGCUGAAUCUUUGAAAUUCCCAAAGAAGAGGGGUCCCAAACCUGGCAGUAAGAGGAAACCUCGGACUUUGCUGAGCCCACCACCCACCUCACCAACAACCAGCACCCCUGAACCGGAUACCAGCACUGUUCCCCAAGAUGCUGCCACCAUCCCCAGCUCAGCCAUGCAGGCCCCCACAGUUUGUAUCUACUUGAACAAGAAUGGCAGCCCAGGCCCUCACUUAGAUAAGAAGAAGAUCCAACAGCUCCCUGACCAUUUUGGGCCAGCCCGUGCCUCUGUGGUAUUGCAGCAGGCUGUCCAGGCAUGCAUCGACUGUGCUUAUCACCAGAAAACUGUCUUCAGCUUCCUCAAACAGGGCCACGGUGGUGAGGUCAUCUCAGCCGUGUUUGACCGAGAACAGCACACCCUCAACCUCCCAGCAGUCAACAGCAUCACCUAUGUCCUCCGCUUCCUGGAGAAGCUCUGCCACAACCUUCAUAGUGACAAUCUGUUUGGCAACCAGCCCUUUACACAGACUCACUUAUCACUCACUGCCACAGAGUACAGCCACAGCCACGACAGGUACCUACCAGGUGAAACCUUUGUCUUGGGGAAUAGUCUGGCCCGGUCCUUGGCACCACGCACAGAUUCAAUGGACUCUACGUUGAAUCCUACCAACCUUGUCAGUACCUCCCAGAAUCUUCGAACUUCUGGGUACCGGCCCUUGCUUCCCUCCUGUGGCCUCCCACAGAGCACUGCCUCAGCUGUGCGCAGGCUAUGCUCCAGGGGAGUGUUAAAAGGAUCAAAUGAAAGAAGGGGUAUGGAAUCAUUUUGGAAACUAAAUCAUUCCCCAGGGUCUGACCGAUACCUGGAAAGCCGGGAAGCCUCUCGACUGAGUAGCCGGGACCCCUCCUCAUGGACAGUCGAGGAUGUGAUGCAGUUUGUCCGGGAAGCUGAUCCUCAGCUUGGACCCCAUGCUGACCUCUUUCGAAAACAUGAGAUCGAUGGCAAGGCCCUGCUUCUGCUGCGCAGUGACAUGAUGAUGAAGUAUAUGGGUCUAAAGCUGGGGCCUGCACUCAAGCUCUCCUUCCACAUUGACCGGCUGAAGCAGGGCAAGUUCUGAACAGGAGGCACAGCCUAGACAACGGAGUGGUCGGGCAGAUGGGGCAUUUUUCUCCUUGGAAGAAGGCUACCAGCCUGCUCCUAGGCACCUCACUGGAGCUCAGGCCACUCCAGGACUCCAGGAGGCUAUGUGGAGCCACCACUGCUACCCCCACCCCUCUUGCCAUGAUGAGUCCUUCCAUGAAGGACCAAGGAGGGGCAAAUAUGGGCCUGGGGCUGGCGCUGCUCUUCCCCUCAGCCCUGCCAUGGCUCUGAGGUCCCCUCUAUUUAUUUUUUAAGCCCAGCUAUCCUCUCACCAGGAAUUUAGACUGAGCACCGUCCAAGUGGCAGAGGAAGAGCCCUUGGACCCCCCCUACCCUGCCGCUCUCCUCCUGGGUUUGGUGUGGCAUCCCACUGCCCCACAGUGCCUGCCUUCCCACCAGAUCCCAGACUCCACAAACUCAUGGUGCAAACCUUUACCUUUUUUAAAAAAGAUCUUUUCUUAUUGCUAAUUUAUUGUUUCUGGACUUGGGCAGACACUCUGGGUAAUACUUCUCUUGCACCAGACACUGGGUUUUGAGAGUAGGGAUACUACCCUGCCCUGGUCCCAGAGAGGCCCCCAAUGGGUGUAGCCCCUUUUCAGAGGACACUGCCUAGGGUGCUUCUCUUUGGAAUGGACAGACCCACGUGCUCCCAUGGGGAGGAGAGGGUCAUACUGUCUGCCUCUCUCUGCCCCCAGUGGGCCAUUUGUAGCUCCAGCCCUCCUGCGGGAUGGGAGCUCUCCCACAUGGUCUCCACCACAGUUCCUUACCCUCACCAGAACUGCUGCAGAAGAUUGGGUCUAAUGAUUUUAGGCCAAAAAGGCCCUGUGGUUGGGGGAGGGUCUCUAGGCUGGAAUGUUUGCCUCCUCGAUGUCCUGUGCUUCCUUGUAAGCAAGUCAGCAGCUCAGCUGCUCCUGCUGCCAUCUGGACUUAUUUUAUGUCAAUUUGUUUAUAAAUAAAAACCAAUACAGAUGCCA